AUGCAACAGGUUUGGCUCUCAGACCUUCACCUGCAAGCGUUCCACACCCAACGACGUCGUGAAGCCAUCACCUUCCGACCUGAGGGUUACACUAGCCCCUUGUCUUUUCUCGAGGUCCUGGAGCACGCCAAGUUCCUGGGCUUUGCCGGCCCCAGAGACAAGCUCUACGCUUUUUUGAGCUUUCCGUGCUCUAGCAAAAUGCUUCCAACAAUACUCCCCAACUACGAGGUGGGCCAUCAACAGCUUUACCGUGAUUUCGCUUGCGGCCACUUGAGGACGAGCGGGGAUUUAGAUCUUCUGCAUUUUGUCCACAAUGACGAGAGAACCCUCGAGGACAACGUGCCGUCUUGGGUGCCACGCUGGGAUAGGCAUCUCUAUUCGAGCUAUACCGGUACGCUCAACAACUACAGCAGGUUCACUCGCCGAAUUGUUUCGCCAUUUUGCCCUUCGAGCGUCACCGUGGGGUCGGACCAGACGACUGUGAAAGUUCGAGCGGUCAUGGUAGACACUGCCAAGUUCGCGGCUCAAGGUUUUGACAAGAGUUGCACGACGCCCAGCGAUGUUGCUUCGUUCUGGGCAUCUUUGUCGACCAAGUUAGAGCCGUCGCCUUACCCCUGCUCUCCCCUUCUCGCCUUUAUCACUUUGUUUCGCUGUGGAGUGUACCGGGGACGACUAGCGGAGUGGGAGAUGCGCACGUCGGCCUAUAUGCGACUCCUGCAACGCGAGUUGGCCCAGGCAGACGCCCCAUAUGCCGAUGCCAUCCUCUUCCACGAAAUGGGCAUGGAGAACGUGCACCACAAGAAAUUCAUUGUGUCAGGUCGUGAGUAUUACGGUCUAGCGCCUCGGACUGCGUGA
Messenger RNA from Canariomyces notabilis, 855 nucleotides. RefSeq lists its product as uncharacterized. The record is from RefSeq and is a predicted model, not a curated record. The transcript has a single exon. NCBI's taxonomy places the organism in Eukaryota, Fungi, Ascomycota, Sordariomycetes, Sordariales, Chaetomiaceae. Bases 1 to 855 code for a protein of 284 amino acids.